Messenger RNA from Cyprinodon tularosa, 1470 nucleotides. Its product is annotated as septation ring formation regulator EzrA-like. The record is from RefSeq and is a predicted model, not a curated record. The coding region runs from base 16 to 1305 and encodes 429 amino acids. Lineage: Eukaryota; Metazoa; Chordata; Actinopteri; Cyprinodontiformes; Cyprinodontidae. The transcript is spliced from 18 exons.
UGGGUUGCAGUACACAUGCACUUGAGGAUUUUCAAACAUUUAUUCUUCAGGUCUGAGCUCAAACAGAAAGAAGAUGAACUAGAAUCAGUUAAUAAAAGACUGACUGAGACAAAAGCUUCUAAUGAAAGUGAGAUCCAGAAAAUCAGGUCUGCUUUAGAAGAAAAACAAGGAGAAGUAAAAUCAGCCAAUCAAAGAAUGAUAGAAACAAAGACUUCUCUUGAAAAAGAGCUCCAUCAAGUGAAGUCUGAGCUCAAACAGAAAGAAGAUGAACUAGAAUCAGUUAAUAAAAGACUGACUGAGACAAAAGCUUCUAAUGAAAGUGAGAUCCAGAAAAUCAGGUCUGCUUUAGAAGAAAAACAAGGAGAAGUAAAAUCAGCCAAUCAAAGAAUGAUAGAAACAAAGACUUCUCUUGAAAAAGAGCUCCAUCAAGUGAAGUCUGAGCUCAAACAGAAAGAAGAUGAACUAGAAUCAGUUAAUAAAAGACUGACUGAGACAAAAGCUUCUAAUGAAAGUGAGAUCCAGAAAAUCAGGUCUGCUUUAGAAGAAAAACAAGGAGAAGUAAAAUCAGCCAAUCAAAGACUGCAGGAAGCACCAGCUUUGAGAUCCAGCCCUCAGCAUUGUAAAUCAGAAGGAUGUGAACAUAAACAAAGUUUGACUGAGAUGGACAAGUUUUACAAAAAGCAGCUCUAUAAGGCUCGAUCUGCUGCAGAACAAAAAGAAAAAGAAUUGAAAUCAGUUAAAGACAGACUGGCAGCACAGGUGGCCAUUUCCCUUAAAACAGGAAACACUGAGAGCAUGAACAACCCGGUCAGUAAAACCAGACUGACUGAGAUGUACGACAACCUGAGGCUGCUGCAGUGGCCGAACAUCAAAGAUCGGCUGAAGUCCAGGAAGAUCGGGCCAAAGGAGGCCAAAGAUCUGAUCCAGAGAACCUUUGGAGAUGCAGCAGAAGAAAUGAAGAGAAGGAAGCAGCAGAUAGAGGAGGUGUUCCAGGAGACCAGGUCCAGCAGUGGACCGACUCCUCAGAAGGUCAAAGAGUACAGACAGCUAACAGUUCAGAGCCUGCAGAUGGCGCUGUUCCACACCAGCAAAGAAGAUCUUUUUAAGACUGGUUUCCUGGAACAUGGAGGUCAGUUUCCAGAGGAAGUGAAGGAGGAUCUCAGACUUCUGGCCUCUGAAUGCUACUGGCUGGGCUGCUUGAUGGCUUUAAAUAAUCCUCCUCUUCAGCCUGACUGGAAGAACCACUUUCCUGGGUUUGACUCCUGGGAUAUCUUUCCUCGAGACAUCCAACCGUUUGUCCUGUAGAGGAAGCAGAUGCACCACUGCAGAGAACACAUUCUGACAUCACUUCCUGCUUCAUAGUUAAUCAUUUUAAUUUCUAGUUAAGUCCAUGUGGGUUUUCCUUUGCCUUUAUUUGUAUCAUAGUAACAUGACUGGAGAAAAAAAAUAAUAAAUCUGGGAUUAUUUUAA